Molecule: messenger RNA, 1188 nt
Organism: Miscanthus lutarioriparius
Lineage: Eukaryota; Viridiplantae; Streptophyta; Magnoliopsida; Poales; Poaceae
Source: the annotation of a GenBank genome assembly
AUGGCGCUCCGCCUCAACGACGUCGCGCUCUGCCUCUCACCGCCGCUCGCCGCCGGCCGCCGCCUCUGCCGCAGCGGCGGCAGCAGGUUCGUCGCCGUCGCCUCCAUGACGUCCGCCGUCUCCACCAAGGUCGAGAAUAAGAUGCCAUUUGCUCCUCCAAGGGAGGUACAUGUCCAGGUUACACAUUCAAUGCCACCUCAGAAGAUUGAAAUUUUCAAGUCGCUUGAUGAUUGGGCUAGAGAUAAUAUCUUGACGCAUCUCAAGCCAGUUGAGAAGUGUUGGCAGCCACAGGAUUUCCUCCCUGACCCAUCAUCUGAAGGAUUUCAUGACGAAGUUAAGGAGCUCAGAGAACGUGCCAAGGAAAUCCCUGAUGAUUAUUUUGUUUGUUUGGUUGGAGACAUGAUUACUGAGGAAGCUCUUCCAACAUACCAGACUAUGCUUAACACCCUCGACGGUGUCAGAGAUGAGACAGGUGCAAGCCCCACUGCCUGGGCUGUUUGGACGAGGGCAUGGACUGCUGAGGAGAACAGGCAUGGUGAUCUGCUCAACAAGUAUAUGUACCUCACUGGGAGGGUGGAUAUGAGGCAAAUUGAGAAGACAAUUCAGUAUCUUAUUGGCUCUGGAAUGGAUCCUAGGACUGAGAAUAAUCCUUAUCUUGGUUUCAUCUACACCUCCUUCCAAGAGCGGGCGACCUUCAUCUCACACGGGAACACUGCUCGUCACGCCAAGGACUUUGGUGACUUAAAGCUUGCACAGAUCUGUGGCAUCAUCGCCUCAGAUGAGAAGCGACAUGAAACUGCGUACACCAAGAUCGUGGAGAAGCUGUUUGAGAUCGACCCUGAUGGUACUGUGGUUGCUCUGGCUGACAUGAUGAAGAAGAAGAUCUCAAUGCCUGCUCACCUGAUGUUUGACGGGCAGGACGACAAGCUGUUUGAGCACUUCUCCAUGGUCGCGCAGAGGCUUGGUGUCUACACUGCCAGGGACUACGCCGACAUCCUUGAGUUCCUUGUCGACAGGUGGAAGGUGGCGGAUCUGACUGGUCUGUCAGGUGAAGGGAACAAGGCACAGGACUACCUUUGCACCCUUGCUUCAAGGAUCAGGAAGCUGGACGAGAGGGCCCAGAGCAGAGCCAAGAAAGCAGGCACGCUGCCUUUCAGCUGGGUAUAUGGUAGGGAAGUCCAACUGUGA